This is a messenger RNA of Didymodactylos carnosus, 5763 nucleotides long. NCBI's taxonomy places the organism in Eukaryota, Metazoa, Rotifera, Eurotatoria, Philodinida, Philodinidae. The record is from the annotation of a GenBank genome assembly.
AUGAACAGGAGUUUUCAAUUCGACGAGCAUCGUUGUCAAGUUCUUCCAGCAGACAGAUGGCCUCUAUUCGAUAUUCAGAUCACUCGAUGGGCGAACGAUAAUAGGAAAAUGAGAUUACACAUUGGCGUUGACGUUCUCAUUAUGGAUAUGUGGAGCUUUAACAUUCUGUGGCUUGAACUAACUAUACUCUACGACAAGCCCGAUGGAAUUCUGCCACAUCUAAGUAUUUCCUUUCGAGAUUACAUUAUUACCGAGAGACUCAUGCGCGAAGCACCGCUUUACAAAGAAGCGAAAGAGUACUGGACGACUCGUCUGUCCCAUUUUCCGUUGGGACCUGCAUUGCCGUUACAAUGUUUGCCGAAUGAGCUCAAACAGCAACGAUUCUCUCGAUAUUACCAGAUGAUUGAUAAACUAACCUGGCAACAAUUAAAGCGCCGCAUUCUCAGUCAGCAUUUGUCACCUGCGGGGUUCCUCUCAACAGUUUAUGCCGAGGUGUUGGCCAAGUGGAUCGGGAUCGGUGGGCGCAAACACUUUGCAAUAAAUUUGACCACAUUCAGUCGAAUGCCGAUACAUCCGCAAAUAAAUGACAUUGCGGGUGAUUUCACAUCGACAGUUCCACUGGAAGUCGAUUUACGUAAAACUAUGACUUUUGACAAGCGUGUUCGUUUGAUACAGACACAGCUAUGGCACGAUUUAGAACAUUCAGUCUACAGUGGGGUAACGUUUGUCCGUGAUUUAAUGCAACAUCAUGGUCUUGGUACACGUCAGCUCAUUCUACCAGGGGUAUUCACCUGCGCCGUUGGCAUAGAUGAAGAUUCUAAAGCCGAAGCUGCUCUGGAACGAAUUCUGGGUGAAGAAGUAUACGGCGUUGCUAUGACACCCCAAGUCUGGCUUGACAAUCAAAUUGGUGAACACAACGGGCAGCUGGCGAUUGUAUGGGAUCACGUCACUGAUUUAUUUCCCACUGGAAUGAUUGAAGCUAUGCAUAACCAGUUCUGUGAGCUAUUAAAAAGUCUGGCGACGACAGAAGAUACUUGGAAACAGCCUCUUGUCCUCCCAUUGCCCGAAGAUCAACAACUUAGGCGCUCACUGUACAACAAAACUGAAUGGAAGAAUAUACAGUCUAAACCGCUUCAUAGUCUUGUUAUUGAACAGGCUGAAAAAACGCCGGAUGCGCUGGCCGUUUUAUCAUCGCGCGGUGAUCUGACAUAUCAGCAAUUAAUGGAACGUGUUUAUCCACUAGCCAAAUGCUUAAGAGAACAAUAUCUUAUCAAGUCGAAUCGGCUGGUGGCAAUCAUUAUGGAAAAGGGUUGGGAACAGAUUGUUGCCUGUUUAAGUAUUCUCAUAGCCGGCGCUGCCUAUCUGCCCCUGGAUAUUCACUCCCCAGAUGAACGUCUAAAUGCACUGAUCGAAGAAGGUGAGACUGAAAUCAUUCUGACUCAAUCUGAAUAUCACAAACGGUUUGCAACAAAGAUGAACGUCAUUUCCGUUGAUGAUUUUGUUGUUAAUCAUCUCUCGUCGCCUAACAACAAUUAUACUUCGUUGCAAUUACAGUCAUUGGCGCAGUCACAGUUGUCUGAUUUAGCCUACGUCAUAUUUACGUCGGGUUCAACAGGCAAGCCAAAAGGUGUGAUGAUUAGUCACCAGGCUGCGUGUAACACAAUUCUUGACAUAAACUCGCGAUUAAAUGUAACGUCAAGCGACAAAAUUUUUGCCUUGUCCCAUCUGAAUUUCGACCUGUCGGUCUAUGACAUUUUUGGCAUGUUGAUCGUCGGUGGAACUAUUGUAAUGCCCGGCGACAAGCUCUACAAAGAUCCCGAACAUUGGCACAAGUGUAUCAUCGAUCACCACGUAACAAUUUGGAAUUCCGUACCCAUGUUGAUGCAGAUAUGGCUCGAAUCCAAAGCUGAUAUUUCAGACAAAGUGACGUUGAGACAUGUUCUGUUGAGUGGCGAUUGGAUACCACUGCAGUUGCCCAAGCAGACUCAAGCAAAGUUUGGUGAAUACGUUAAAGUGACUAGUCUGGGUGGAGCCACAGAAGCCUCGAUUUGGUCCAUUGCCUAUUCCGUUCCCCGGGAAAUUUCACCCACAUGGAAAAGCAUACCUUAUGGAAUGCCGCUACGUAAUCAGCGAUAUUAUGUUUAUGAUGAUCAAUUCAACUCAUGUCCCGAAUGGGUCAUCGGAAAGCUGUUUAUUGGCGGUUCAGGGCUCGCCGAGGGCUACUGGCAUGACGAGAAAAAGACAGCAGCUAGUUUUAUUGUGCAUCCUUGUUCUAGUGAACGGCUCUAUGCGACAGGUGAUCUCGGCCGCUUUUCACCCGAGGGAUAUAUUGAGUUUUGGGGUCGGAAUGACUCACAGGUGAAACUGCACGGGCACCGAAUUGAACUCGGGGAAAUCGAAUAUUAUUUGCAACGUCAUCCGGGUAUUCGCCAGGCAGUGGUCGAUGUUAUUGAAAACAAACGUCUCGUUGCUUAUGUAACUCCAUCAGCCAAAAACGACGAUGACAAUGAUUCUGCUAGCAUAACAAAUUCGUUAGAACGAACAAGUUUCAAACUAGCCAGACACGGUUUACUCCGAGAUGAUUUUCUGACUAGUAGGGGUACGACUACUGUACCGCUUGCGAAGCGAACAUUGACAGAAACAGUGAUCGAUGCCUACUGUGCACGAAAGUCCUAUCGACGAUUCACAAAAGACAAAGUGACCAAAUCGGAUAUAGUGAAUUUACUCGAAAAAAGCAAUAGAAAGCAAACAAAUGCUUCAGCUAUGAUCAUCAACCUUGAUAGUAUCAGUCAGCUUUUAUCUGUACUAACGACUAUCGCUCUGCCCGAUCAGCCUUUGCCAAAAUAUCGCUAUCCGUCAGCGGGCAGCCUGUAUCCCGUACAAGUGUAUCUCCAAGUGUCUGGUGCUGCUGUUCCUUAUCUCCCGUCAGGCCUCUAUUACCAUCAACCAGAUAAACAUGUUCUUGUGAAAAUCGCGGAGGACGACGAUUACCAAGAAAGAAUACAUUUGCAUUUGGUUGGAAAGCAGGUGGCAAUUGAACCAGUGUAUGGACAAAAACUAGCGUCUAACUUUUGUUCGUUAGAAAGCGGCUACAUUUACGGAUUAUUGGAAAGAAUGGCUGGCGAAAUCGGCUGGCAACUGUCGACACUGACAUCACAUGCUUCAACAGAUCUUUGGGAACAAGUAGGUUUAAAUGAGAACGACACAUACUACAGUUUUUCAAUUUUACCGAAUGCUACUGCUCAUAGUCAAAUAUCAUUCGAUUCUUGUGCGAUACUUCCUGACUGUUAUGUCUAUUUGAAAUCAUCAUCGUCUUGGCACAUUUCCGGCGGUAAGGGCGAUAAAAUGACCGAGGUGGUUUACUAUCCAGUAACUAAUCUAGAUUGGGAAGAACCAGUAGCCUUAGGAAGCGGUACCGCUGAAGCGCGAGCUAUUGUAGACGAUUGUCAAGUUAUCAUGUAUUUUGUCGGAGAAACGUGGCAAACAUUUGGCGUUGGUAGAUGGGCCCAAUGGUUGAUAGAUGUUGGCAUUGAAAACAAUAUUGGAAUGUGUCCGAUUGGCGGAAUUAUUGACAGAAAAAUCGAUUUAGCACUAUGCAGCGACCGUUCGGAAAACCGGGUGUUGCAUACACUCUGUUUGGGAAAAAUAAGUGCUGAACAAAAGAAAGAAAGAAACAUAUCACAACCUCGUAAAUGCGAUUAUUUUGAUCCAGUGAAAAAAUAUUUAAAUGCGCUUUUGCCCGAUUACAUGGUUCCAUCGACGUUUAUACUCUUAGACGAGUUUCCACUAAAUCAGAAUGGAAAAAUUGAUCGUAAGCAGUUGCUUGACUGUAAUAGUCAUCUUCUGACGACGUUUAAGACAGAUGAUUCGUCUUUGGUUGAAUGUGCUUCGUUAAUGGAAGAAAAUAUUCGUGACAUAUUUUUAAACGGGUUCAGUUUGACGGCAUCAGAAACAAACAGCGGCAUCGAUUUGACGGCACCGUUCGGUCGUCUAGGUGGCUCAUCAUUAGGGGCAAUGAAGGUUAUUUCACUCAUUCGUCAACAGAUUUAUCCUAAAAUGGACGUUGGCUUGCUAUUCUCAUAUCCAUCUGUUCGUCAACUGGCUGAAAAGUUAGAGCCUUUGAUCGAUAUUACUCGUAUUGUUUCUGCCCAUACGAUGACGUAUGGGCAGAAAUGCGACAGCAGCAGCUUGCUCGCCAAGAAAGAAGAAAAAGUUACUGUUUAUUCGACAAAAUCACGUGUGCUUGUCGAAACACUUGGUAUUAUCGCUCUGAUUUGCCAUUAUCUGAUUCCAAUAUUGUUAACAGCCAAUUUCCUAGUACAAUCUUCUUUCUUUCCCAUGGUCAUGUCAGUUCUAUUAGCACUGGUGUUAAUACCCUUUCUUCAUCUAUCUCAGUACAUAGUGUGCAAACGUGUGCUGUUUCCUGGACGAGGGCUGCAGCCGGGGAGCUAUCAGCUCUAUUCAUGGACAUAUUAUCGUUGGUGGCUGUUGAAUCAAAUGUGGAUAUUAAACAAGACGUGGCUGCGUUAUUUACUCGGUACACCGUUCUAUAAUUGGUAUUUGCGGCUAUGUGGAGCUAAAAUCGGCCAUAAUGUGCAUCUGUACACAAAGUCAAUUGAUUGUACGAAUCUAUUGGAAAUAGGCGAUUCCACAUUCAUUCAUAGUCACACAAUGUUAAACAGUUUGUCGUAUCUGAAGACGACAUUUGAAUUGAACAGAAUCAAAAUCGGAUCUUGUUGCACAGUUGGCGUAAGAUCUGUUCUCAACGACGGCGUUAACAUGGGAAAUAAUGUCGAUGUUGAAUCUAUGUCACGUGUUAGUGGACAGAUUCCAUCUAGCAUUCGUAUUGAUGGUGAACAACAGUACAAACUGGAUUCAUUAGUGACAUGCAAUGAGGACAGUGGAAAUGCACGUUUGGCCAAACAUUUUUAUCAGUUCAUGUGUAUAUUCGCCAUUAUCUGUUUGCAUUCAAUUGCACUUUGUCUGGCGUAUUCAGCACAUGCUACAUUCCUUUGCUGGACAUUCCUGUGGAUUGAUCUGCCUCUCUGUUUUAUGAUAUGGUCAUUGAUCGGUAUUUCUAUGACAUUGCUUCUCCUUAAAUUUGUCAUUGGUAAUGUUCAGCCGGGCACGUAUAAACUGAAUUCUUGGUACUAUGUACAUAAACUAUGGUUUAGGCAAUUGAUCGUAUCGAGUUUUCGUUAUUGCUUUUUUGUUUUGGACACUAGUCACCCAUGGUUUCCGCUUAUUCUUCGCUCGUUAGGCGCGGAAAUAGAUCUAAAUAAUCAUGAUGAUAUAAAAAUUGGUUAUUUGCAUUAUUUCCUUCAUUAUCCAUCGAAUUUACUCACAAUUAAAAAUGGAUUAACAACCAAUGCCAGAGUAGUGUUAGUACCAUUCGAUUUAUCCUGCCGGGGCCAGUAUAUCACAGUCAAUCGAAUUACAUUUGGAGAAGGUGUCACCUGUGGCAACGACUGCACAAUUCACCAAGGCUCAACUAUUUCGGCUCACACGAUGAUCGGAAGUAUUACACGAAUCACACGAGAAACAGCAGCAAUUUCCUCGUCUAAUUACAAUGACAAUAACAUCUUAUUCGGGGUGCCUGCCCGUCAAAUGCCGUUUGUGUUACCAUCUUGGCCGGAGAAAGAUGAUCGUUUUAUAAUUUUGAAAAAAAGUAUUUUUCGAAUAUUUUUCGUACAUCUAAUUGCCAAAAUGUCUGUAUUGGUUUCGGCAAAAGGAACGGAGAAAACAGUCGAUCCGGACGGCUGA